UGGUGGAAUGCAAUAUCAGUUGUAUUCAUCAGCCAAUCACCCUUAGUUCACACUAAUUGGAGAUCAGCUGACGAGGGCUUGUUGGCAAGAUCUCCCGUGAUGACGACGCAAGUUGCGCUGGCACCAAGCAUGGGAUCACAACAUCUUCCAUCGUCGUCAUCUGCAUCUAACCCUACUCUGGCGACUCGUUUAAUGAGCUCGAACAGUCCAAGCGGCGCUUGGCGGGCGAGGCUGGCGAAGGAAGCGCGCCUGAACAUCCAGUACAAGAUCAUGAAUGUCCUGCGUCAGAUGAAGCCCAACGCCCCCGACGUCGUGAUCGCCAAGCUUCCCGGCAUGUCCAUCCGGCUUGAAGAGUGUUUGUUGCUUAUGGCGCGGACGGAGGACGAGUUUCUGAACGAAUCGACCCUCCACCAUCGCAUCAUCGACCUGCAGCACAAGUCAGAGUCGAGGCUACUCAAGCGGUCGAGUCCAUCCGGCCCUUCCGCUACCCAUGGCCUGAACGACGAACUAAGGAGGAGAUUGUUCGUCUACCUCCAAGCAUGGCGCAACAAGACUGUGCAGGAAGAGGGCGUCGGGCCAUGGGACAUCCUGUCGACGCAAGUCCUUGCCCAAAUUGCCAACUUGGCGCCAAUAAACCUGCAGGAACUGGAUCAGACGUGCGGUAUGGGUCCGAGGUGGAUUGCCGAGUACGGAAUGUCCCUCAUGCGGCACAUUGAUCACUGCCUCAAGUUCCUAAAGCUUGGAAGCAUCCACCAGACGACAGAUACUAAGCGCCACAAACCGUCCAAGUCGCCGACAUCGCCUUCAAAGGCCACGAAUCGAAUGACACCCAUCGCGCCCGCCAAGCCGCUUCAAAAACCUCCCACUGUCCGUGCGUCCUACGUCGUUCCGCAGCCCGCGUUUGUGCCGUCUGGAUAUACGUCGAGCUCGUCUCCACUAUUCGACCCCGAACAACCCAUGCAUCAUGGGUUGACCACAUUCCUUCGUGGACAGCAUGCGGUUGCUGCAACGGCACCACUUCUUCCACGACUCAGCGAGUCCGUCAUGUCCCCUUCGAUCGAAGCCUACGAAGAAGAACUGGCUCGGCUUCGAAUGGCCCUGCAUCAAUCGCAGCAGGACAAUGCACAGCUGCAGGCCGAAGUCCACUUCCUUCGUCAACAAGUCCAUCAGCAGCAAGCCGCCGACGCUGCCAUCGCCGCCUGCGAAGCGCUCGUGGCGUGCCAGACGGCCAGUGUCAAGCCCCCCAAGAAGAAAGGCCCUACGGCGAAUUAUCGAAAAUGAGAAAUGUCGACAAUAUUUGGCUUCACUUGCACACACUAUGUAAUUAAAUAAAAUAUUCUAAAACUUCGC
Molecule: messenger RNA, 1350 nt
Organism: Aphanomyces astaci
Lineage: Eukaryota; Oomycota; Saprolegniomycetes; Saprolegniales; Verrucalvaceae
Exons: 1
Coding region: 100-1281 (393 amino acids)
Molecular function (GO): nucleic acid binding; nucleotide binding
Source: RefSeq, a predicted model, not a curated record